Danaus plexippus (monarch butterfly) is the source of this 3527-nucleotide messenger RNA. RefSeq names its product DNA polymerase subunit gamma-1, mitochondrial (gene tam). Gene Ontology annotation, biological process: mitochondrial DNA replication. The record is from RefSeq and is a predicted model, not a curated record. Bases 87 to 3512 code for a protein of 1141 amino acids. The transcript is spliced from 18 exons. Gene Ontology annotation, cellular component: mitochondrion; gamma DNA polymerase complex. NCBI's taxonomy places the organism in Eukaryota, Metazoa, Arthropoda, Insecta, Lepidoptera, Nymphalidae. Gene Ontology annotation, molecular function: DNA-directed DNA polymerase activity; 3'-5' exonuclease activity; DNA binding.
UCAAACUAAUUCGCGGGAUCAUUACUCAUUAGGUACCAAACAUCAGUUGCACUUAUUUAACAGUUAUCUAAUGCACCGUAAGAAAUAUGAGGAACAUUAAAAAACUGUGCCACAUUUAUCGUCGGGGUUACAGCAAUGAUAUAUUGCCAUCAAGUGAAUCCGUGAUAAUAAGACAGAAUAAACCUGAAAAAGAUAUUGAUAACCUCGAAACACCUGUCGAAAUUCAUCCUGAAAAUGAUCCUAAAGAAUUCAGAGUCAAUGAUGUGAAUAUACAAAUGAUAUCAAAAAAUAUUUACGACCAGCUCUUUCGGACUCCGCAACCCACUUUAGAUGCUGGUUUGAUUAAAAGUUGCCUAAACCAUUUAGAAAAGCAUGGCAUAGAUAUCAAAACGAGUACAUACUUACCAGAUGUACAACUUAAAUUACCAAAGUUACAAGGAAAGGAUAUUGAGGAACAUUUUUUUAAUAUUGGAGAGACACAGUGUGCCCCAUACAGAACCCUGUUACAAAAACUAUCAACAAACAACUUACCUAAAUUACCAAAGAAAUGGCUCAAAAAACAAGGUUGGACAAAGUAUACUGAUCAAGGCUCUGAACCUGUAGCCUGUCCUCAAGAUGAUGCUUUGAUACUUGAUGUGGAAGUUCUGAUGACUGCUGGGAAAAGACCGACACUGGCCUGUGCUGUGUCUUCUGAAGCUUGGUAUGGCUGGGUCAGUGAACCUCUGGCAAAUGAUAACAAACAUGAACAUCACAACUCUGUGAGGUACGAAGACCUGAUACCUUUAGAAACCGAUGGUUUUGAACCAGUAGGUGAUAUAACCAGACCGAGGAUAGUGGUUGGUCACAAUGUAUCAUAUGACAGGUCCAAAAUUAAAGAACAAUAUUGGUUGAACAAGACUGGUGUACGUUUCAUGGACACAAUGUCAAUGCACAUAUGUGUGUCAGGAGUAACCAGCUAUCAGCGAACAGUUCUCAAAGACAAAAACAAAGAACCUCAUCCUCAUGAUGACGAAUGGAGAGAAGUCAGCUCCCUCAAUGGACUCUCUGAUGUGCAUAGAUUAUACUGCGGUGUGGCCAUAGACAAGCAGACUCGAGAUGUAUUCGUAGAGGGCUGCCUAGAGGAUGUCCAGAACAACUUCCAAGACCUCAUGAAGUACUGUGCCGGUGACGUCAUCGCUACCCACAACGUACUCGGAGCGCUAUUACCCUUGUUCCUAGAAAGAUUUCCGCAUCCUGUCACAUUCGCGGGAAUGUUAGAAUUGGGUUCUGCUUAUCUUCCUGUCAAUUCGAAUUGGUCACAGUACAUAGAUUCAGCCGAUACAGUUUUUGAGGAUUUGAAAUUGGAAUCCCAACAGAUACUCUCAUCUAAAGCGGAUGAAGCGUGUCGAAUGAUGGAGAACGAAGGUUACAAGGAGGAUCCAUGGAUGUGGGAUCAGGACUGGUCGGUACAGAAACUAAAAUUAAAAAAAAAUGCGACCAAGAAAAAAGAAACUAUAGAGUCAAAAAAACCAGCCAGUAAAGAUGUAAAUAGAAUUAGUUCUAAAUUUGAAUUAUUAAGUGACGAAUAUGUUGAUAGUCUUAAGACCAACGAGAAAGUUACACACGAUUUUGAAAAUUUGAACAAAAAGUUUAAGUAUUUAUAUGAUUUGGGUGAUUUAUUGCCUGUAAAGAGACCUUUUUUGGCCGGAUAUCCAGCGUGGUAUAAGAAAUUGUGCACUAAACCAGGAAAGGACCCCGACUGGAGGGCCGGCGCUAAUAACAUUACUACCAGUAUGCAGAUAACUCCAAAGCUCCUGCGUCUCUCAUGGGAAGGCUAUCCUCUACAUCACCUGCAGUCCGAAGGUUGGGGAUUUCUAGUUCCAUACAGUAGACAUAUAGCUGAAGACGCCAAGGAACCUCUCGUGCCGUUGGAGAAGAUUCUGGAAAUUUGUCCAUUAAUGACCUCUAAAGCUGAUUACGUUGAGAGCGAACUACAUAUGCUGCCUAAGAAUGUGGAGGAAGAUUUAAGCAGGAGGGCGUAUUAUGCUCGUAAGAAGAAGGAAGAACAGGCAGUGGCCAAUCAAUACCAUGGACUCGGGGUUUGGUGUGGAGUACAGAUACAGGGUUGCUGUCAUUUCCUGCGUCUCCCUCACAAAGAUGGUCCGAAAUAUAAAGUAGGGAAUCCGCUGGCGAGGGAUUUCCUAAACAUGUUCAGUCAGAACGUACUCUCUGCUCAAGGGAACGAGGCUGAGAAGGUGUUGUCGUUCGGGCGCAUGAUGUCGUACUGGCGUAACAACCGCGAGCGUGUGUGCGGGCAGCAGGCCGUGUGUCUGCCGGACCCGGCGCUCCCUCAGCACCUCCGAGGUCGUGGACUGGCCGCCAUCUUGCCGCUCGUGGUUGUGUGCGGCACGCUCACUAGACGCGCGUCGGAACCAACUUGGAUGACCGCUAGUAAUGCUCAGAGCGACCGCGUGGGCUCCGAACUACGGUCUAUGGUCACCGCUCCUCCAGGGUACCGCUUCGUUGGUGCUGAUGUGGACUCUCAGGAGUUGUGGAUAGCCGCUCUAUUGGGUGACAGUUCGUUGAUGUGUGGGGGGAGCGCGUUCGGGUGGGCGGUGCUAGCGGGGGACAAACGGACUAACACCGACCUACACUCACUGACAGCAGUCGCUGCCGGAGUGAGAAGGGAUCACGCUAAAGUCAUCAAUUACGCCAGGAUAUAUGGUGCCGGGCAGAAUUUCGCUGAGAGAUUGCUGAAACAGUUCAACCCGACUAUGACGAUAUCUGAGGCGAAGAGCAAAGCCGCCAAAAUGUUUACUACAACCAAAGGAAAAAGGGUUUACAGGCUGAAGGAAAAAUUUAUGGAGGGUUUCAUGGACGAGGAGUCAGGAGAUCAGACUGUAGAGAUGACUUCGUACCAAGCGAUGCGUCUCGCUAAACUGAGCGGCCGAACUACAGAUGAGAUGUUCGAGCGACCUCGGUGGGAGGGGGGAACAGAGUCGCACAUGUUCAACAAACUAGAGGAAAUAGCAGAGUCAUCGUGUCCUCGUACAAGUUUCCUCGAGGGGCGUCUGUCUCGUUCUUUGGAGGCUGCACAUAACGGAGGCGGCACUAAACUGAACUGGGUGGUCCAGAGCGCUGCGGCCGACUUCCUACAUCUCAUGCUGGUUAGCAUGACACAUCUGCAGCCAUCAGCCAGAUUUUGUCUCAGUUUCCACGACGAGGUCAGAUACUUAGUUCCCGAGGAACAUAAAUACGAGGCAGCCUUGGCAUUACAAAUAACAAACCUUCUCACUAGAGCUUUCUGUUCACAGAGGGUUGGGAUACACGAUCUACCGAUGUCAGUAGCUUUCUUCUCAUCUGUGGAAGUCGAUCGAGUUUUAAGAAAGGAAGCCAAUAUGAACUGUGUGACCCCUUCAAACCCUCAUGGACUGGAAAAAGGCUAUGGUAUACCUAAUGGAGAGUCAUUGACGAUAUAUGAUGUCUUAGAAAAAACCGAUUGUAACAGAUUUUGUACCAAAGAAACGAAAUAAAAAUUAUUAAACCUA